Molecule: messenger RNA, 669 nt
Organism: Habropoda laboriosa
Lineage: Eukaryota; Metazoa; Arthropoda; Insecta; Hymenoptera; Apidae
Exons: 2
Coding region: 1-669 (222 amino acids)
Source: RefSeq, a predicted model, not a curated record
AUGUCAGGGAUUCCCAAAAGUACCGGGAUUCUGGAAAAUGUCGAGAUUCCUUUUGGAGAAUCCCGACACUUUCGAGAACCCGAUACCUUUGAGAAUCCCGACACUUUCGAGAAUCCCGACACUUUCGAGAAUCCCGAUACUUUCGAGAAUCCCGAUACUUUUAAGAAUCCCGAUACUUUUGAGAAUCCCGAUACUUUCGAGAACCCCGAUACUUUUGAGAAUCCAGAUACUUUCGAGAAUCCAGAUACUUUCGAGAAUCUUGACACUUUCGAGAAUCCCGGCACUUUUGAGAAUCUUGACACUUUCGAGAAUCCCGGCACUUUUGAGAAUCCCGGCACUUUUGAGAAUCCCGACACUUUGGAGAAUCCCGAUACUUUCGAGAAUCCCGAUACUUUUGAGAAUCCCGAUACUUUUGAGAAUCCCGAUACUUCUGAGAAUCCUGACACUUUUGAGAAUCCCGAUACUUUUGAGAAUCCCGAUACUUUUGAGAAUCCAGAUACUUUCGAGAAUCCCGAUACUUUUGAGAAUCCAGAUACUUUUGAGAAUCCAGAUACUUUCGAGAACCCGAUACUUUCGAGAAUCCCGAUACUUACGAGAAUCCCGAUACUUACGAGAAUCCCGAUACUUACGAGAAUCCCGUCUCUCCCAGAAAUCCCGAACAUUCGUUAG